CAUAAAUGGUUCGCAGAAUAUGAGAUCAAUCAUGAGAGUUCGUAAUGGUAAUAAUGGUAACUUAUCUUUGGGAUCGAAUGGUUAUAUAUCAGCCUCAUCAACGUCUUCACAACGAAUGACCUCACAAAUGUAUGGUCUUACGAAUAAAUAUAUGCCAGUUCAUACACACAAUCCUUACCGCAGUGCGUUUACCGGGAAUAUAAGAGGUGGAAAUGGGAAUGGUUUUUUUUCGAGAGGUAACGUUGGUGGGCGUGGUGGACAUUUUAGCAAUGGCAUGAACGGCUUUGCACCCAGGGGACGGGGUAGAGAUGAUGGAAAAACAUAA
This is a messenger RNA of Ambispora leptoticha, 325 nucleotides long. The record is from the annotation of a GenBank genome assembly. Lineage: Eukaryota; Fungi; Glomeromycota; Glomeromycetes; Archaeosporales; Ambisporaceae.